AUGAGUCUAGAAGCCGUGACGCAGGGAGAAUGGGAGGAGGAGGCCGAGAAUUCUGCCUGUCCCCCUGCCAGGUCCACACUGGUCCUGCCUGUCCCCCUGCCAGGUCCACACUGGUCCUGCCUGUCCCCCUGCCAGGUCCACACUGGUCCACACUGGUCCUGCCUGUCCCCCUGCCAGGUCCACACUGGUCCUGUGUGCCCCCCUGCCAGGUCCACACUGAGCAAAGGGAGCAGAGACUCACACGAACCUCGUGAUGAAAUGAAUGUGAAGGUCCUGGAUUUUGAGCACUUCCUGCCCAUGCUGCAGACAGAGGCCAAGAACAAGGACCAGGGCACCUACGAGGACUAUGUUGAAGGCCUUCGGGUGUUUGACAAGGAAGGGAACGGCACUGUCAUGGGUGCUGGAAUCCGGCAUGUCCUUGUCACACUGGGUGAGAAGAUGGCAGAGGAAGAAGUAGAGAUGCUGGUGGCAGGACAUGAGGACAGCAAUGGUUGUAUCAAGUAUGAAGCGUUUGUGAGGCAUAUCCUGUCGGGGUGA
Molecule: messenger RNA, 537 nt
Organism: Elephantulus edwardii (Cape elephant shrew)
Lineage: Eukaryota; Metazoa; Chordata; Mammalia; Macroscelidea; Macroscelididae
Product: myosin light polypeptide 6-like
Exons: 3
Coding region: 1-537 (178 amino acids)
Cellular component (GO): myosin II complex
Molecular function (GO): structural constituent of muscle
Source: RefSeq, a predicted model, not a curated record